Molecule: messenger RNA, 4175 nt
Organism: Brachypodium distachyon (stiff brome)
Lineage: Eukaryota; Viridiplantae; Streptophyta; Magnoliopsida; Poales; Poaceae
Product: putative disease resistance protein RGA4
Exons: 4
Coding region: 643-3687 (1014 amino acids)
Biological process (GO): defense response to other organism
Molecular function (GO): ADP binding
Source: RefSeq, a predicted model, not a curated record
GGUUAGAUCUAUGCAGCGUUCCUAGUUGAAUUUUCUCACAAGAAUCAAUACCAUUGCGCCGGGCAUGCAUUAGUAGACUGUGCUGUUUAGGUUCCCACUUCCCAGCCACUUUCUCUGCUCUUGCUUUGCUCGAUCUGUUGUACUACUUGCUGCUGUUUGCUCUGGUAAGCUCCAUGCCGCACUGGCAUCAGGAGAUCAAGUGAUUGUUGCAAUUUCUUUCUUUCUAUUCUCUUGAGUUGAUAAACUUAUGCCUGGCUUUCCUGCAGCAUAUCGAUACAUUGUGUCCAUUACUGUUGGCCCGCAGAAGUUGUCCUGCAGAGUGUUGAGGCAGGAAGCAGUUGGUACUAACAUAUCGCUCUCCUUCUCCAGGCCUCAGUACUCUCAUCAGUUGACCUGUGUUCAGGUGUAAAGGCGUGUCCGCGUGGGAUAUCUACGGUUGUUCCUGGGUGAUUGACAGAAAAAUCCUGUGACCUAUUUCCGUGCAUUGAUUUCUCGAGGCAGCUCCAUUUCAUCCCCCUUGGUUUGAGCACGUUGAGAUCUUAAUGUAGCGAUGUGUUGAUCCUCAGAGCAAGAUGCACCUCCAGCAAGUUCGCAAGCCCCACGCUUAGUGCUUCGGCGGAUCUCCCUCCUCAAGUUGAUCUGAUGGCAUCUGUAUUAGAUCCUUUGGUUGGAUCAUGCAUCACAAAGUUGCAAAAAAUCAUUGCAGAGAAGGCAGUGCUAAUUCUUGGUGUAAAAGAAGAACUAAAGAAACUGCAAGGAACAAUGAAACAAAUACGAUGCUUUCUUGAUGAUGCUGAGCAAAGGAGGAUAAAGGAGUCAGCAGUUAACAAUUGGCUUAGUGAGCUAAGAGAUGCUAUGUACGAUGCUGAUGACAUUGUUGACUCAGCUAGAUUCGAAGGAAGCAAGUUACUGAAAGAUCGCAAAUCAUCAUCAUCAAAAAACUCAACUGCAGGUUGUGGCAUUUCGUUGUUAUCUUGCUUUCCUGUUAUUCAGAGGCGUCAUGAAAUUGCUGUUAAGAUCAGAGACCUGAACGACAGAGUAGAGCAGCUCUCAAAGCAUGGAAAUAGCUUUCUACAUCUUGGUGCCGGACCUACUGGCCAAGGUUCAACAUCAAAAGUGAGAGAAAGUUCCAAGCUUGUACAACCCAACCUUGUGGGAAAGGAGAUUAUGCAUUCCAGCAAGAAAUUGGUGGAUAUGGUACUUGCAGGCAAGGAACGUAAGGAUUAUAAGAUCGCUAUUGUUGGAACUGGAGGAGUUGGUAAGACAACAUUAGCUCAGAAAAUAUACAAUGAUCAAAAAGUAAAAGCAGAAUUUAAGAAACAAGCAUGGGUUUGUGUUUCUCAAGAGUGUAAUGAAGUUAAUCUUUUAAAGGAGAUUCUCCGCAAUAUUGGAGUGUAUCAAGAUCAAGGUGAAACCAUAGCUGAACUCCAGAACAAGAUUGCAGAAACAAUUGAGGGCAAGAGUUUCUUUCUUGUCCUAGAUGAUGUGUGGAAGUCUAGUGUGAUUGAUCUAUUAGAGGCCCCAAUUGAUUUUGCAGCUUCAUCAAUAAUUUUGGUAACCACACGAGAUGAUAGAAUCGCAAUGGAUAUCCAUGCAGCGCAUACCCAUCGAGUUAACCUUAUGUCAGAAGAGGUGGGGUGGGAGCUACUUUGGAAGAGCAUGAGCAUAAUUGAAGAGAAAGAAGUGCAGAAUCUGAGAAACACGGGCAUUGAGAUUAUUAAAAAAUGUGGUUACCUCCCCCUAGCAAUCAAGGUCAUAGCUCGUGUUUUGACAAGCAAAGAUCAAACAGAGAACGAGUGGAAAAAGAUUUUGAGCAAAAUCAGUGCUUGGUCUGAGAGCAAACUUCACGAUGAUAUAGGAGGAGCUUUAUAUCUGAGCUAUAAUGAGUUACCACAUCAUCUGAAGCAAUGUUUCCUUUAUUGUGCAUUGUAUCCUGAAGAUUCUACCAUCAAACGUGAUGAUCUUGUCAGGUUAUGGGUUGCUGAAGGCUUCAUAGAGGAGCAAGAAGGGCAACUACUAGAAGAAACAGGAGAGGAGUACUACUAUGAGCUAAUCCAUAGGAAUCUCCUCCAACCAGAUGGUUCAACUUUUGACCAUACUAGCUGCAAAAUGCAUGACCUCUUAAGGCAGCUUGCUUGCUACUUAUCAAGAGAUGAAUGUUUUAGUGGAGAUCCUGAAUCAUUAGAGGCUCAAAGCAUGACCAAACUACGGCGCAUUUCAGCUGUCACCAAGAAGGAUAUGUUAGUGUUUCCUACCAUGGACAAGGAACAUCUUAAAGUGAGGACUUUACUUGGAAUGUUCUAUGGGGUCUCUCAAGGAGUUGAUCAUUCACUUUUCAAGAAGCUUUUGCUUCUUCGUGUUUUGGAUCUGACUGGUUCGUCCAUUCAAACAAUUCCAGAUUGCAUUGCAAAUUUAAUCCAUCUACGGUUGCUUGACCUCAAUGGUACAGAAAUAUCCUGUCUUCCAGAGGUCAUGGGCUCUCUCAUAAACCUUCAGAUAUUGAACUUGCAAAGGUGUGAUGCUCUACACAAUCUUCCUUCGUCAAUCACUCAGUUGUGCAACUUAAGGCGGCUUGGUCUGGAAGAUACACCGAUAAAUCAGGUUCCAGAAGGGAUAGGUAGAUUGACAUUCCUCAAUGAUUUGGAAGGAUUUCCAAUUGGUGGUGGAAGUGAUAUUGGUAAAACACAAGAUGGAUGGAAGUUGGAAGAGUUGGGGCAUCUGUUGCAACUAAGGAGGCUUCAUAUGAUCAAAUUGGAAAGAGCAUCACCACCUACUACAGAUUCAUUGUUAGUAGACAAAAAAUAUCUGAAACUUUUGAGUCUAAACUGCACAAAACAUCCGGUUGAAUCUUAUUCAGAAGGAGAUGUUGGCAAUAUUGAGAAGAUCUUUGAGCAGCUUAUCCCUCCACACAACCUGGAAGAUCUUAUUAUUGCUGAUUUCUUUGGUCGAAGGUUCCCCACCUGGCUUGGUACCACCCAUUUAGUCUCAGUAAAACACUUGAUCCUCAUAGACUGCAAUUCCUGUGUGCAUCUUCCCCCACUCUGGCAACUACCAAACCUAAAAUACCUAAGAAUUGACGGAGCAGCAGCGGUUACCAAGAUUGGGCCUGAAUUCGUGGGCUGCAGGGGGGAUAAUCCCAGAUCCACGGUGGCAGCUGCUUUCCCCAAACUUGAAACGUUGGUCAUCGAGGAUAUGCCCAACUGGGAGGAGUGGUCCUUUGUUGAAGAAGGAGAUGCAGCGGCAGCAUCUAUGGAAGGGGAAGAGGACGGAUCUGCUGAGAUUCGAAAAGGGGAAGCCCCGUCUCCAAGGGUGCAGGUGCUGCCACGCUUGAAGAGGUUGCGACUUGAUGGCUGCCCCAAGCUGAGAGCUCUCCCACGACAGCUUGGACAGGAGGCCACCUGCUUGGAAGAGCUCGGAUUGAGAGGAGCAAGCAGCUUGAAGGUGGUGGAGGACCUGCCUUUCCUCUCUGAGGCGCUUAUUUGUGGAUGUGAUGGCCUGGAGAGAGUCUCGAACCUUCCAGUAUUAAGGGAACUGUAUGCGCAGGACUGCCCACACUUAAGGUGUGUCGACGGAUUGGGUAAUUUGCAGCAGCUGUGGUUGGAUGAUGAUAUGCAGGAGGUGUCUAAACUCUGGGUGCCGGGGCUUCAGCAAAUUCGUGGUGAAGACCUAGAUGUCUACACAUGGUAGAGUAUACCCCAUUAGAUGCCAACACAGACAUGUACAAGGUUGCUAAUUCAGAAGGCUUGUGGAACUGUAACUAGGUCAAGAACCCACUGGUGCAGUACGAUGUGAUAUUCUUCUGGGAGGAAACAAAAAAAAUCAGACAAAAAAAAAGGAGAAAAUUAAAAAUAUGAAAAAGGAAAAAAAAAAGAGAAAACAAAAUUCAAAGAAGAAGAAGAGAAAAACGAAAAUCAGGCCUACAAAAAGAGAUUGAAGAUUCCUUUUAAUUUCUUGUAAUAUUUGGUUAUCUUUGUGAAAACACUUUGGACUUUUGUUUGUAUUUCAUUGAUAGGGUAGGUAACUCCGCCUAUGUGACAACAAGUGUAAUAUGUUACAUAGCCGGUCCCAAGCCCGGAGAAAGGAGGAGGGACCAAACGCACAUGUCAACAAUCGACACAAACGGUGAAGCCCCUCAACAUUCUUAAAGAUGUCCAUUAAUUUAGCAUCUUCUCGCA